Molecule: messenger RNA, 873 nt
Organism: Diplodia corticola
Lineage: Eukaryota; Fungi; Ascomycota; Dothideomycetes; Botryosphaeriales; Botryosphaeriaceae
Exons: 4
Coding region: 1-873 (290 amino acids)
Source: RefSeq, a predicted model, not a curated record
AUGCCCCCGCUGCCCUCCGCCGCCGCCGCCACCAUCACCACCACCACGAUAGUCAUUCCGCUGCUUGUCAGCGCCGCGCUCAGCGCGCUCGUUGCCUUGUUGGCAGUGUUCGUGCCGCUAGCUGACCGCUGGUUCCAGCGGCGGCAGAUCGCCGCCGACAGGGAGGCCACCGCCGCCGAAAGGCGCGCUCUGCCUUCUAACUUCCCGCCUUUCCUUACUAAGCGCAUCUCUGCCGCCGUGAAGGAUGAAGAUGAGGCCGCGUACAAGACUACGUGUGCCCAGGCUAAGCCGUGGCUGAGGACCAACUUCCCGAAGGAGCGUGGUGUCCUUCGCUUGCACAUGGGUGGCGACCAGGCUCGUCAGGAUGGUUCCAAGAGCGGACAGGGCAAGGGCAAGGAGAAGAUUCUCCAGCGGUCGGCUUCGCGUGCCAAUCUCUCGGAGUCGUCGUCUGGUGGUGAGCUUGCGGCUCUUCGCAAGCGCGUCAAGGUUAAUGUGCGUAAAAUAUGUAGAGGCGACGACACGAAAUGCGUGUCGAGGCGGUCCUUCGGGACAUUCUUGCCGCCGCCACCAUCGCCACCACCACCACCGCCGCCGCCGCCACGCCGCCCGGACGGCCCAGGCUUUAAGAUCCCUGACCCGGGCUUCGGAUCGGGGGCGAGUCUGAACGGGGACCUGAGCUCCUUGACAACUACCAAUGCGGAGCAGGUUCGCCGCAGGAUCGACAGAGAUACCCUCAGGGCCCAAGAUGUCGACACCCAGCAGUAUGGCUCCGCCGCAAUCGUCGACCAAGUGAAUUUCGCGAAUAAACUCGGCCCGAACCCAAGAUCCCUUAAGAAAGGCUGCAUGGUACCCUGGCUUCUCUCUUUUCUAUGA